AUUGCACAUUUUCUUGAAUUGUUUAUCUAUUCAAAAAUAAUUGAUAAACAAUAACUACACUAAACAUUAACUAAUAUAGGUUAAAUGGCACACAAACAUCGUGACUUCUGAAAUCUACGGCUAAUUCAUUAUGGAUUUAGAUGACCCAAGAAGACCAUUACUAGGUUAUGUUCCCCAAAGUCGAGGACGGCGCUUGGCGAAUAAAUUGUGCAGCUUGCAAUCCUGGAGGCGGCGGGUGCCCAUCACAAUAUGGCUGCCCAACUACAAGUUGGAGUAUCUCGUGCGAGAUAUCAUUGCCGGUAUAACUGUUGGCUUGACGUCCAUACCACAAGGUAUAGCAUACGCUCUCGUUGCUGGUCUACCACCACAAGUUGGUCUGUACUCCAGCAUAUUUCCAGGCAUCAUGUACGCAAUAUUUGGAAGCUGCAGGGACGUGACUGUCGGUCCCACGGCCAUACUGUCCGCGCUGUUAGCUAAGUACGUGGCUAAGAGUCCCGACUUUGCCUAUUUAGCCUCAUUCCUAUCCGGAUGUCUUAUAUUGCUCUUGGGGGUUUUGCAACUUGGUUUUCUUUUGGACUUCAUAUCGAAGCCGGUUAUAAGUGGUUUUACAACCGCUGCAGCGCUGCAAAUAGCCGCUGCACAACUCAAGACACUAUUCAGGGUCGAAGGGUCAUCAGGCAACACGUUUAUAGACGCAUUGAUAAAUUUCUUCAAGAACAUCAAGACGGCGCAUUUUUGGGACUCCGUGCUCGGUAUAGCCAGUAUCGUGGCGUUAUUACUGCUUAAGCGGUUGCCCACGCGUGGGAGUAGCCUGUGGGCCGCGCUGGCGCUGAAUGUAGCGCGAGCACGUAAUGCGCUUGUUGUGCUCGCGUGCUCGCUGCUCGCCGCCGGGCUGCACGCACGCGGGAUAGUACCCUUCGCACUCACUGGUAAAAUCGAAGGCGGUCUCCCCCACUUCGGUCUGCCACCGUUCAGUACCACUGUUGGUAACAGCACGCUUAAUUUCGAAGACAUGCUGUCGGUGUUUGGUCCCGAAGGUCUCGUGAUGCCCCUCGUUGCUGUACUGGAGAGUAUCGCUAUUGCAAAGGCUUUUGCUGGUGGCGCGGCGGUGGACGCGACGCAGGAGAUGGUGGCAGUGGGCGCCUGCAACCUGAUGGCUUCCUUCGCGCAGGGCAUGCCGGCAACUGGAUCCUUCACACGGACGGCCCUCAACCGAGCCGCCGGCGUUGCCACUCCUGCCGGUUCGCUCGUUAAAGCGUCCAUCGUGUUGUUAGCAGUCACGCUGUUGGCGGAGGCGUUCUACUUUAUACCGCGCACGGCGCUGGCGGCAGUCAUCAUCGUGGCGAUGAUGUCCAUCAUCGACUUCUCUAUAGUGAUGACGCUGUGGAGGAAUAACAAGGGCGAGGUGUUGUCGUGGGCGGCGGCGGCGGCGGCGGGGGCGGCCGCGGGGCUGGAGGUGGGCGUCGCGGCCGGCGCCGCCGCCGACCUGCUGCGGCUGCUGGCCGCCGCCGCCAGGCCCGCCCUGCCGCUACACCACUACAAGGUGGGGAAUGUGGACUGUAUGUCUUUAACGCUGACGGGGACAGUGAGCUACGCCUGCGCAGAGUGGCUCCCACGGUCGGUUCGACGUGUGGUCCACUCGCCACACUCGUCACAUCCACCACACUUGCCACACUCGUCACACUCGCCACGCCUGCUCGUAUUGGACGGGCGACACGUGUACAGUGUCGAUGUUGGUGUCGCUGAGAAUCUUCUAUCUGUGAUACUAGAGUUAGAGAAGGAAGGAUUCGUGUUCCUUCUGUGGAACUUUCCAGACAAGUGCCGCAAGCUGUUCGAAGAGUUACGACCAGAGUUUGAGAACAAGUUUGUCUCCGGUCCUAGUAUAGAUCAACAUGUCUUAGGUUUGGACAUUUUAAGAAGAUAAUGCUUUAAGAUUUAACCUUUAUUAUUUAAUAGUAAGGUUUAAAUUAAUUAGAAAAAUGUGAGUAAUUGGUGCUUUUUUAUACUGGCAACGCCGGUAAGUCUGUUACUAGAGUUCCCACCGGUACUAUAUUAUAUAGUAUCUUACUAUAUUUUAGUAAAUUAUACUUGGAACGGAUAGAAAAAUAUUUUUUCAUUAUUA
Achroia grisella is the source of this 2122-nucleotide messenger RNA. RefSeq names its product sodium-independent sulfate anion transporter-like. The record is from RefSeq and is a predicted model, not a curated record. The transcript is spliced from 14 exons. Gene Ontology annotation, molecular function: sulfate transmembrane transporter activity. Gene Ontology annotation, cellular component: membrane. NCBI's taxonomy places the organism in Eukaryota, Metazoa, Arthropoda, Insecta, Lepidoptera, Pyralidae. Gene Ontology annotation, biological process: transmembrane transport. The coding region runs from base 131 to 1924 and encodes 597 amino acids.